UGCGGCCUAUUCGGUGAUUUCGCAGUCAACAUUCUCCUACAUUCUUUGCAAUCAUCGCGCUUUGAUGCCAGUUUGAAUGUCAAUCGUCUAGCAUACAUGCAAGGAGACUAUUUACAUGUUCCCGGCCUUAAGAAUGCGACUCUGGCGAAAGCGCGCCUCACGAAAUGUGGUGACAGCCACCCAGACUUUACUAUUCUUAUGUAUAAAUUGAAUUCAUUCCUGAAAGGGGGAGUCUCAUCAUGCGCGUGCGCGGAGAAACACGGAUUGACACGAACUUACUUGCCCCUCCUCAGACCAGCGUCAUACCCGUGUGCCUUGCUGUCUAGCCGGUGCUAACUAGCCGAGGGAGGGAUAGCUUGCCGGGUCGCGCGGGGCUGUCGUCACGGGCGCGUUCCGAGGUUUAGAGCGGCUUGCUAGCUAGCAUGACGUGCAACUUGAUUGCCCGCUGGGAGUCGGGCUGCUGGCGGUGGUAGGCGGCCACACGUUCACGUGUUUUCAAGGGUUCCGUCCAACAAAUACAUGCGCUGCUGCCUGUGCUGCAGGACGGCCGUUGCGGCGGCACACCGGCCGGCCUACAUGCCCGGCAGCAACCGCUAUGCGGCGUUGGACGGUCCUCCCGCCGCCUUGCGGGGCAGCAGUAGCAGCAGCGGCAGUAGCAGCGGCGGCAGCACCGCCGCAGGUGGCUGCAGCAAUGCCACGGAUGCUUCGGUCCGCGACCGCUGCUACGAGCAAGUGGGGGAGUUAGUGGAUGUGGUGGGACUGGCUUACAUGCCCGGCAACGUGACUUCCCUCACGCCGGCCGGCAUGCUGAUAUACAACGUCGAAGUUGUGAAUCUUUGCGAGCAAGUGCUGACCGCAGACUGUCUGAGCAAGUACGGAGAGUUUGGCUGCAUCAUGGUAAUGUAUGGCCUGCACUACACGCCAUCGGUCGAGGCGUACCUCGCCGCCUUCAACCGAAGCUCGGACGGCGGCGACGGCAGCGGCGGCGUGGGUUUGAGCAGCGGCGGGAUCGCGGCGGUGGUGUGCGGCGUCGUGGGCGGCCUUGCAUUGGUUGCGCUGAUAGCCGCUGUGUUUGCGGCGGCGGCAGCACGGCGGCGCCGCGCGGCUGCGGGCAUCAGCAGCGAACACCCAGCCGGUCGCAGCAGCUGCGGCACGGCCGCGGCGGCUGAUGAGGAGUCCACGCCGCCGCGUGCGGCGGGAGGCAGCAAGGAUGCGUUGACGCUGGUCGUGAUUGGUUCGGCUGAUGGUGCUUCUGUGGGUGCGGCGGCGCCCUGCAAGGCGGUGCAGCAGCUGCCGCCGCCGCCGUUGCACAGCAGCGACGACAGCUGCAGCCUCAGCAAGAGCGGCGCGACAGCGGUGCCGGUGUCUGGGGCGGAGCUCCUGCCAGAGGCCGGGCACACGAUGGUGGCGGCAGCGCUGUGCGACCACUCGCAAGCGGAAAAAUUGCUGACGCCGCGGGCUGCCGACGUGCGCGGCGUUGCCAGCGCCGCCGCGGCGGGCACGGCCGGCGGCGCCAGUAGCCCGGGGGCGGCGGGGAUCGCCUCUGGUGGCACCUUGGCCUUGAAUGUUGCCUCGUUCCUCGGCACGCAGUCUUCAAUCCAUUCAGACGUAAUUACAGAGCAGACGCCGGCACAGCCACACAUCCACUUCCUUAUUAGCGGAUCCACAGGAAGGAACGCUGCCGUGGGCGCCGCCGCCGCCGCCGCCGUCAGCCACGUCAGUCGCAGUGCCGCCGUCGCCGCCCCUGCCGGUAGGCUGCUUGCAACGGACCCGUCACGGCUGGGGUCUGGAGACCACGCCGGCGGCGCCGCCGCGCCAGUGGCAGUAGCAGGCGGGCUGCAUCAGCAGGAGCUGGGGCAGGGACCGGGGAUGUCGGGGCUACAGCCGACAGCCCCGCCUGCGGUCACACGGAUGGCGGCGCUCGCGUCAGCGCCUGCUGCUGCAGCUGCUACCCCAGCCGCUACUGCUGCCGCCACUGCUGCCGCUGCUGCUGCGGGUGGCGGCGAGGACAACGAUGGCGGCGGCGGUGGCGGCGGUGCGGAGGACAGCCCGCCUGCCGCCGCUGCUCCCCCCGCCAGCGAUGGUAUGGAAGAUGCGGACGCCAGUGACGCCGCUGCUGGCGCCGACAUAGGCGUCGUAAUUGCGCCGAACGGGCUGCUCGGUCGCGGCUCCUUCGGCCGCGUGUACCGCGGCCGGUACCAAGGCAUGGACGUGGCUGUCAAGCUGUUCGCGGAGCUUGUGAUGGAAAGCGAGGGCGGCGAGGCGACACGCGCGCUGCAGGCGGCUGGCAACUGUGCUACCAUUGAAUCUCUUCUGUCCGAGGUGGAGGUGCUGGCGAGGUGCCGGCACCCCAACAUCGUCACGCUGCUGGCCGUGUGUGUCACGCCGCCGCGCCUGUGCAUGGUGAUGGAGCUGAUGGAAUGCAACCUAUGCAGACUCAUUCAUCGCGGGCCCGAAGACCAGCCGGCACUGCUACCGCUACGCACGGUGGUUGACAUUGCGCUGGACGUUGCGAGCGCGCUCGGGUACCUGCACCCCACCAUUAUCCAUCGCGACCUCAAGCCCGCCAACGUGCUCAUCAGCGGCGUCGGCUCGGCGCGGCCCGUGGCCAAAUUGACGGAUUUUGGCAUCGCAAGGCUGUGCAGCACGCUGCAUGCCACUAAAAAUCCCGAGGCGGGCACACCGCCCUACCUGGCCCCCGAGUGCUUCGACGAGCACAACUGGGUGGUAUCGCACCAGGCGGACAUGUACUCAUUCGGGGUGCUUCUGUGGGAGAUGCUCACUGGAGUGGAGCCAUGGAAGGGCGAGCCAAUGGCUCGAUUGGCAUACCGCCUUGUCCACUGCGGCAACACACUGCCCAUCGAAGCCAUCAACAAGCACAGGAAUCAACAGCAGCAGCAGCAGCAGCAGCAGCAGCAGCAGAGGCAGCCGAAGCCGGCCGUGCCCGCCAAGCUGGUUAAGCUGGUGGCCCAGUGCUUUGAACGGGACCCGCGGCGGCGGCCGGCGGCAGCGGAGGCUGUAAAGACGCUGUUGCUUGUCCGGGAGGCCCUGGGGCAGCAGCAGCCUCAGCAGCUGGUGCAGGCGCGGCUGCAGAUGCGGAUGUCAAUGCAGGCUCCGCUGCUGAGGUAGGUGUGGCGGCAGCGGCCGCGCUGGUGGCGGCGGCGGUUGCGUCAUAGCCGGCGGCGGCAGCAUCGCCGAAUCCUACGUCUUCUGCUUACGUUACCGCUAAAGAGGCAUAGGGCGUGAGUGUUUGAAGCCAUGACAACUGAUAUUUACUUCCGCAACUAGCUGUAAGGUUGCGAACAGUGUACGGGGCGAGACAUGGUAUCAGUCUGUCAGGUUGCGGGGCAGCAACAAGCAAGCGGCAUUAGCGACGGGCACUUGCCCCGGUUACUGGUUCGGCGGCUGCUCAUGCUGAUGCAGUGCCGCAGCAAUUGGGUUUAUUUGCAGUGCCUCAAAUGCCCGACUGCCUAAGCCACCACGUGAUCGGGUUACCGUACUAAGUAUGGUUGGUGGGCUGCAACAAAUUGUUGGCGGGUGAUGGUCAUGCCUGCCUGCAUGUGUGGGAGGCAAGGCCGUGAAAAGCUGCGUCGAGACCGCAUGACGCAUCUAGUGUUGUGAGGAAGAUACGAUACGCCGCUUUGUGCGAAAGGCUCGAUGUAGCAGAAGAGUAAAGUUAGCUCGGCAGCGGUUGACGCGGAAACCGCUGGAAAGCGUGAAUGGUAAUAACGCGUCCUUGGAGACCGCACUAGUGGUAGCAGUCCGGCCGGUUCACCGGGGUAGUAGGCAUGCGCAACGCACGGUGCUACGAGGGACAAAGUGUGUGUGCACGCUGGCACGUAUGUGCGUAUGCGCGCUCCUAGUGGCUCGUCGCAUUCCUAUGGGACGAGACUGCCUUGUUUGCAGCAUGAGUAAUGACGUAUACUGGUGCAUAUACAUGCAUGGGCGGCAGUGACUGCGAGUGUUUUGGAACUCAGGUCGCGCAAUGUCGCCGCUGCAAUAGCAGGCUCGCACUCUCUCGGCUGAACUGGCACUGGAUUGCUCCGGACCUCUAGUGCCAAUCACUGGCAUGUCUCACGCGAGGCCAGUGAGAUUGCUGCGGUCCGGGUUGGGUCCGGGCUUAUGCAUCCAGGCGAGGCAUGCAAGGUUAGCGUCAUGAAACUCGAGCAGAACCUGUGAUUUUCAAAAUGGUCGCAGACCAUGAACAAAUCAAUCAUUAGAUCUUAAUGGGCCGUGCGUGGGCGUCCGAUGAUUUGGCAUGGACGAGGGGGAAGAUGUGCCCGGUAUAGUUGGUCCCAAGUUGGUCUCAAAUUGCAUUUCAGGUACUGUAAUCCCAUUUCGGGUAGGUACUGUAUCCCCAUUCCAAUUACUUGCUACAUGGGUGAGGAUGUAGGUGCGUGGGCGUUGGCCGGGAUGCUGUUGAUUGUGGGAUUGCUGCGGGAUCGUACACAGCAGCAGGCAAUUACGAAUGCUUGGCAUGCACAUGCUGCAUCCGGUGAUUUCGCAUGGACGUGGGGGAAGAUGUGCCAGUAUGAGUUGGUCUCAAGUUGCAUUUCGGGUUGAAGGGUUCAUUUCGACUUUAUUUGCUAUUGGCUGCUUCGGAUUAACAAUUGCAUGCGUGCAUUUGAGGUUGCAUGGCUGUUUCCUGUGUGCGGGGGGUGGCCGUAAGUGCCAGGCACGGGAUAAGGACAGAAGUAUUGUGCUGUGGACACGCCGCCCCUGACAUCACGCCCUGCCAUGUAGGGGCUUUGGUUUCGAGGCAAGCAUGCGGGUCAUUUUGCGAGCCCAUGCGCGUAGUAAGCGCAUGCACGCUGUGCGCCCGCGUGUGUUUGGUCCUGCUAGGCAAAAGCAUCCGCCCUGCUAUCUGAGGUACCGUAUGCAUGCGCAUAUACGUUACAGUUUCGGAGUACGGUUCUGAUCAGUUCCUUUCGCACUGUGUCAAACGCCACUCCUAAGCGUGCGGAGAAGGAUGCGUCCCUUACAACAACCUCUGGCAUCGUCUGUCGGCUACUUCCCUGAGCGAAGACAAGUGCAAGCUAGUUUGUAGGCGAGCUUUGUGCUAUGGUGUGCCUAGUUAGCAGGAUACCGCUUUAUGGAUUUUUGGUGCGUGGCAGAGUGCGUGGAGCCUUCAGCAGUGUUGAAGGAGUGAUAGCGUUGCGUUGGAAUACUCCUCUCGGGUGUCUCAGGCGCGUCGCAGCUCCAAGGUUCAGGGCUAUCCCUGCAGUUGACAGUGUGGUGGUGGGCGCUACAUACCUGUGGCUGGUGUUUGGGGCAUGCAGCGCUUUGUUCAGCACACCGGGAAGGCUUUGAGCAAUGCUGCAAGGCAACCUAUUCGCAACUUGCGCUACUGACUGCCUACUCUCGUGCCGCCUGCAAGCCCACUCCGCCUUCCGCUCUGGUCUACGUACGCAUUAGUUCCGCAACACUCGUCAAUGCGUAGCCUGCUGCCGGUGUCUCAGGGCCUGAUGGCAUUCAGUCCUCCUUGUUUGAGGUCUGACAGGACAGGUGUCAGCCCUGAUCGGCAAUCCCUGACUUGUAAGGAGCAUGCAGA
Molecule: messenger RNA, 5551 nt
Organism: Chlamydomonas reinhardtii
Lineage: Eukaryota; Viridiplantae; Chlorophyta; Chlorophyceae; Chlamydomonadales; Chlamydomonadaceae
Exons: 12
Coding region: 520-3129 (869 amino acids)
Biological process (GO): protein phosphorylation
Molecular function (GO): ATP binding; protein kinase activity
Source: RefSeq, a predicted model, not a curated record